Messenger RNA from Scophthalmus maximus (turbot), 5466 nucleotides. RefSeq names its product ubiquitin-conjugating enzyme E2O (gene ube2o). NCBI's taxonomy places the organism in Eukaryota, Metazoa, Chordata, Actinopteri, Pleuronectiformes, Scophthalmidae. The coding region runs from base 142 to 4254 and encodes 1370 amino acids. The transcript is spliced from 22 exons. The record is from RefSeq and is a predicted model, not a curated record.
UGGCGACGCACCGCUCCCUUCACUUCGCAGCUCUGCGUCGCGACGUAAACACGUGCACCUCGCUGCUUCCAGCAGGUUACGAGUUUUUCAUUCCACCGUCAUCCUCUCGCGCUCCAGCAUCACUCCCUGACAACAGCAGCGAUGGCGGAGCCCGUAGCGUCGGAUGCGGCAGCAUCCCCGAGCCCGGGCCUCUCUCCCGCAGCCAGCCCGUGCUCCGAGCCUCCAUCCAUGGCUCUCUCUCCCACGGCGGACGGCUCCCAGCGGCUGCUCUUCUCCCACGACCUGGUCUCCGGGCGGUACCGCGGCUCGGUCCGGUUCGGCCUCGUACGGAUGAUCCACGGCGAGGAGGAAUUUAACUCCGAUUCGGACCUCGACGAUGGCGGGGGGAGACACGGCGACGGAGGAGGCGGCGGCGGAGGAGGAGGAGGAGGACGAGCCCCAUGUGGUUCGGACACUGAGAGCGCCGUGGACAGCCCGAGUCGGCCGCUCGGUCGGGGAUUCGUCCGCGUCCAGUGGUACCCUGAAGGAGGAAAGCAGGACAUCCGGGAGACAAAGCUGAAACUCGUAGAUCGAUCUAUUGUCAUCAGAGACAUUGUGCGACGGAACAAUUCGAAUGACAACCAGUGUGGUAUUGUGACCAACAUUGACAUUGAGUGUGCAGUGAAGCUAGUGGGAACAAACUGUGUUCUGUAUCCAGUUAACAGCAAAGACCUGCAGCACAUCUGGUCUUUCAUGUACAGCGACUACAUUGCCUACGACUUCUGGCUGGGGAAAGUGUACGACCUGACUAAUCACAUCAUCCUCAAGCUCUCCAAUGGAGCCAGGUGCUCCAUGAGUGUGGAGGACGGUGCCAAACUUUACGACGUCUGUCCACAUGUCAGUGAUUCGGGUCUGUUCUUUGACGAGGCGUAUGGUUUCUACCCAGGCCAGGUCCUCAUUGGUCCAGCCAAAGUUUUCUCUAAUGUACAGUGGCUGUCAGGGGUCAAACCUGUCCUCAGCAGGAAGUGCAAGUUUAGGGUGGUGGUGGAAGAGGUAAAGGUGGUCGAACUCAAGGUGACGUGGAUCACAAAGAGCUACUCCCCAAAAGGCUCUGACAGCGUCUAUCCACCUCCAUCCACCAUCGCACAGGAAAAUCUCUGCAGGGUGAGACGUCUGGGCUACUACGACCACACCCAGAGGCAGCUGGGAGAGAGGGCCCUCUACAUCUUUCCCGCUAAGGGGGACGCCACACGCAUCACCUGUGAGGGACCCGAGGGAGCAACUGUCCUACCUGAAGACCCUGUGGCCAGAAAGUUGAAAAGGAUGUUCAAGAAGGAUUUGGGGAAGAAGACUGAUAACGCCGACACACAAGGUGAACACAAAUCAGAGCAGACAGACUCGUCUCACCCCAACAACAACAACGGCCCUGUGGCGUCUGUCCUGGACUCUGAGAACACCAACGACGCGUCAGCUGAGCACGGCGAGCAGGACGCUGACGACGAGGCUGCGGAGGACACCGACGACACCAGCUCCCUGACAUCAUCUGCGAGCUCCACAGCGUCCUCUCAGAGCGGUGGGCUGGGAACAAACCGAAAGAAGAGCAUCCCACUCUCCAUUCGCAACCUGAAGAGGAAGCACAAGAAGAAGAGGACCAAGUUCUCCCGGGAGUUCAAGCCCGGAGACCGGGUGGCAGUGGAAGUUGUAUCCACAAAGACCACGGCUGAUGUGAUGUGGAAGGACGGGAGGGUGGAGCAGGGGAUCCGAUCAAACGACCUCAUCCCGAUCCAGCACCUCGACAGCCACGAGUUUUGUCCCGGGGACUUCGUAGUCGACAAACGACCCCAAGCCCUCCAGGACCCAGGGGUCUAUGGUGUGAUCCAGUCAGGUGAUCAUAGGGGAAGAACAUGUGUCGUCAAGUGGAUCAAACUCAACUCCACGAGUGACGACGUGGAGGUUAUCGGUGUGGAAGAAGAUGUCAGUGUGUACGACAUUGCAGAUCACCCAGAUUUUCACUUCCGCACCACUGACAUUGUCAUCAGAAUAUGGAACUCUGAGAACGGACAGAACGACUGUGAAAAUGAGACAUCAGUAGGCCAGGUGUCCAGGGUGGAUGUGAGCAGCAAAGUGGAGGUGGUGUGGGCAGACAACUCCUUGACCAUUGUCCUGCCACAGCACCUCUACAAUGUGGAGUCUGAGAUCGAGGAGACGGACUACGACUCUGUGGAGGAGACCAGCAGCGUCCUAUCCACUGAGGAGUGGGAGGACGAGAGUGACAGCUGGGAGACGGACAACGGCCUCACCACUGAGGACGAUAGCCAUGUCAACAAUCCCGAUGUCAACGACACGGCGACCCCGACCCCCACGCCCACUGGCUCCACGGCCUUCAUCAUCCCCCCACAGGAGGGCAGCAAAGCCGGGGUCACCAGCCCCACUAAAGCGGUCUCUGGAGAGGAGGGAGAAGCAUCUGGGGCUGUGGCCAGUCCGUCUUCUGUAGGAGGAACCACUCCAGGAGGUGCAGUCAAUGGAGCGGAGAAGCCCAGUAAAGAUGGGGCCUCUCGGGGCUUCAGGGAGUUGAAAGAAGCCCUGAAGAUCCUGGAGAGCUUGAAGAACAUGACUGUGGAGCAGCUGUGGACCGGCGGCUCUCCAACGUCGCCGACCUCCGCUGAACCAGCCUCUGCGACUAAUGUAGCGAGUUCAGUGACACCCACAGCCCCCGAGAAACCCACCAAGGAGAAACGCUUCCUGGAUGACAUCAAGAAGCUGCAGGAGAACCUGAGGAAGACGCUGGAUAAUGUGGCCAUCGUGGAGGAGGAGAAGAUGGAGGCUGUGGUGGAGGCAGGGGGGAGUGGAGGAGCAGGGGCAGAGGUGGAGAGAGCUGGAGAGGAAAAGCCCCAACAAGACCCCCAGACACCGGUUGGUGGACAAGAUUGGCCCAGUGAGUUUCUCAGUGACACACCAGUGCUGUGCCAACAGAGUGGUGGGAAGCCCGGCGUCACCUUCACCAGUGCCAAGGGAGAAGUGUUCUCUGUGCUGGAGUGGGCACCAGAUACUCAUUCAUUCAAGAAAAUGGAGUUUCAGCCAGCCGAGGCAAAGAAGUUCUUCAGCACAGUGAGGAAGGAAAUGGCUCUUCUGGCAACAUCACUGCCUGACGGCAUCAUGGUCAAAGUAUUUGAAGAUCGCAUGGACCUGUUUUCUGCUCUGAUAAAAGGGCCGACUCGAACGCCCUACGAGGACGGUAUGUUCCUGUUUGACAUCCAACUGCCCAACAUCUACCCAGCUGUGCCGCCGCUGUUCCGUUACCUGUCGCAGUGCAGCGGUCGCCUCAAUCCCAACCUCUAUGACAACGGCAAAGUCUGUGUCAGUCUACUCGGCACCUGGAUUGGAAAGGGAACGGAGAGGUGGACCAGCAAGUCCAGUCUGCUGCAAGUCCUCAUCUCCAUACAAGGUCUUAUCCUCGUGAAUGAGCCUUACUAUAACGAGGCUGGCUUCGACAGUGACCGAGGCCUUCAGGAGGGAUAUGAGAACAGCCGCUGUUACAAUGAGAUGGCCUUGAUCAAGAUGGUCCAGUCUAUGACGCAGCUUCUGCAGAAUCCUGUGGAGGUUUUCAAACAGGAGAUCCAGGAGCACUUUGUCUGUAACGGCUGGCGUCUCGUCCACCGUCUGGAGGCGUGGCUCGAGUUGAACGAGGCUGCAGAGAGGAGCCACGUGUCCUGCAGGGCUUCGCACUCCAAAGACCGACCGCCAUCCGUGGAGCCUCUUGACGAGCAGUUGCCCCUGGGAUCGGGGCCUGUGGCGGUGGCCCACAGCAGCCCCAGUAAGCCUGGCGAGGAGGGAGUCACAGGAGCAGCGGUUACCAGUAUUAUGGAGGAGGAGCUGGAGGAUUCAGGGCUCAGUCCCUCCACUACAGCAGCCUCUCAGCAGGAGCUGAGCCAGAACUCAGACUGUGAAAGCAGCCAGGGGAACGCCUCUGUGGUUGGGGAAAACAAGGCUGCCUCUACAGUCCCUGGCUCUGUCCGUGGCGGGACAUCAGAAUCAGGUUCCGCCACGGUCAGCGGAGGAGGGGUGGGCUCCACGGCAAGCCAGCCAGCGGUGCGACCAAAGAAACGGAGAAAGAGCUACCGGAGUUUCCUCCCAGAAGGCAGCGGCUACCCAGACAUCGGCUUCCCGCUCUUCCCGCUCUCUAAGGGCUUUGUGAAGAGUGUCCGAGGCGUGCUGCUGCAGUACCGAGCUGCGCUGGCCGCUGCCGCCUUCCCUGACCACACAGAGGACAAGUAAGUGCCUCCUCGCCAUCCCGCGACACUCCUCUGCACUGCUUCCUGCUCUUUCCUCCACCGUCUCUCCUACCUUUUCAUCAGCCUCAAGCUGUAAAGGAGGAUCCAUUUCUAGUCUGGGGGGGAUUAAAUUUUCGAUCUUCUGUACUCCUGUCCAGAGCUGCACUGUGCCCCCAGCACUGCCCACAUUUUUGUCCUUUACCUCCAUUUCCAAGUCUGUACUGCUCCUGCUGCCCCAUACUCCACAACGAUCAACCUUUUUUUUUCCUCUCCCAUAAUCCCUCCCGAUCGAACCACGACUGCAGGAGAAGAGCGUCUUUGUUCAGGAGAGUGAGCAAAUUCUGGUUUGAAUAUAACUUGAUAAUGUCUCUGUUUUUCUUCAGUGUUCCUGCAGAUGAGUGUGAUGGAUAAAGAGGGUUGGAGCUCACAUGCGCUCGCCCACGUGCACAAACCUGCCGGAGUCACCCUGUCACAUAGAAACUCUCACCUUUUCAUGGACGCAGGUAAAAACACUUUUGCUGGAGGCUGACAAAGUUUCUCUGGGCCUCAGCAGGACUUUGACUUCAGUGGCAGUAGUGUGAUGCAAAGUUGAUGGAAUGAGAUGAAAAACCAGUGCCAUGAACCCUCUUCCAACCCCCCUCAUUCACCAAGCCCCCACCUCAUGGGUGGGGACUUGACGGAUAACCACUCCUCUGUCUGAAUCCUGGCUGUUGGACUACCCGCAGCUCUCUGUAGCACCACUGACACUAUCACUGAACCAUCCUGCACUACGACAAACAGAAGGACAAUCUGGUGACGUACAAACACACUGGGAGGAUCCUUUGUUUCUUUUUUAGUAGAAGUCGCUGUUUGUUCGCUUUAUGCCAAAUUUCUCUAUUCACUAACACACAUGCACAUACACAAAUUUUUUGUCUUUCUCAUGUUGUGAGGACACUCUUACCCCUUCACUUAAACUAUCAAACAGAAAACUAACCCCAACUAACAUAAACCUAAUUCCACCCCAUAACCAAGUCUCAACCCCAAAACAGCCCAUUGAUGUUCUGAGGACCAAAGAAAAUGUCCUCACGAUGAUGUUUUGAACACAAAUUGUCCCUCACAACUAUAGAAAGACAAGUACACACACACACACACACACACACACACACACACACACACACACACACACACACACACACACACACACACACACACACACACACACACACACACACACACA